Messenger RNA from Lactuca saligna, 678 nucleotides. Lineage: Eukaryota; Viridiplantae; Streptophyta; Magnoliopsida; Asterales; Asteraceae. The record is from the annotation of a GenBank genome assembly.
AUGGAUAAAAAUGGUUCAAGUGAAAAUGAGAAAAAACGUUGUAGAGAUGUUAGAACCGGAUGUCAAGCAAAGCUUCGAAUAACAAGACAGGAGGAUGGGAAAUGGUUGGUAGACUCGUUUAAUGACACACACAAUCACAACUUGACCAUGACACCUACGAAGGUUAUGAAACAUCGAUCUCAUAGCAAUUUCCACCGUUCAAUAGAAGGUAAAUCUCUUAUGGUGCAAUUUGGUCAAGCAGGGUUGAAACCCUCUCAGAUUAAAAAGGCUUUUAAUACAAUGAAAACCGCAAAUAUAGCUGAUGUAACUUCAAAGCAAUGUGUUGAUGUCUUAUCUGAGCAUCGAAAACAACAUAGAAGAAAGGAGUUCUAUGGACCUAUAAAACAUUUUCAAGAUAAAACAUUAGUUGACAGUGACCAGUUUUUUGUCGUGGAUUUGUCUGAUGAUGGGUAUCCUAGAAAUAUCUUUUGGGCUAAUGGUAGAUCAAGAGAUGCCUAUACAAAAUCUAGAGAUGUUGUGUUUGAUGUCACUUAUAUGACUAACAAAUUCAAGACUGGGGUGAAUCAUCAUGGACAGUCUAUACUUUUUGGUGGAGCAUUGCUUGAAAACGAAAAGGAAGAGACAUUUGAAUGGUUAUUUGAACAUUUCCUCAAAUGUAUGUUUGGCAAGUAUCCGUAG